Hansenula ciferrii is the source of this 855-nucleotide messenger RNA. RefSeq names its product Yng1p (gene YNG1). Gene Ontology annotation, cellular component: nucleus; Rpd3L-Expanded complex; Rpd3L complex. Gene Ontology annotation, biological process: regulation of DNA-templated transcription. The record is from RefSeq and is a predicted model, not a curated record. The coding region runs from base 1 to 855 and encodes 284 amino acids. NCBI's taxonomy places the organism in Eukaryota, Fungi, Ascomycota, Saccharomycetes, Phaffomycetales, Wickerhamomycetaceae. The transcript has a single exon.
AUGUCAGACUUUGAUGUCAGAUCAUCAUUCAUAUCAGUGGUAGACCACUUACCUUCAGAUAUUAUCAGAAAACUAUGGCUCAUCCAAACGUUAAACAUUAGUUAUGAGACAACAAAGGAUGAAUUAUCUAUGCUUUUAGGACAAAUUCAAAAACCAUCCAUACCCAGAGAGACAUAUCUAUCGAAGGUUUUUCAAAUCAACAAAGUUGCCGCUAAACUACGAUCCAUUCGACUGGAAUCUUUGGAAGAAGCUAAAUCAAUCAAUUCCACCAUCAAAAUUACCAAAUUGAGUUUACAAAAUCAAUAUAGUCAAUUAGAACAUGAUCAAAAAAAUUUUAAACAUGAAUUAGGUAUGAAUGGUAAGACUCGUCAAAAAGUUGAACGAUCAAAUAUUAAAAGAACUUCAAAUAGAUUAUCUUCAACCAAACAACCAAAAAUUACUCUUAAAUUGAAUUUGAAUCCAAAACCAAAUUCUAAUCAAGAUGAUUCCCCACAAAAGAGAAGAAGAGGUAGACCUUUCAAAAUUAUUCAACCCACUACACCUGAAAGAACACCAGAACCAACAACCACUAUUAGUAAAUCUAAGAAACGCAAGCGUGGUGUACCAUCAAAACUUCAAAAGGAACAACAACUUGAACAAGAAGAACUACAAGAGGAAGGAAAUAGUGACGAAGAUGAUGACGAUGCAUUAUAUUGUAUUUGUCGAAGAUCAAGUUUUGGUGAAAUGAUUGCUUGUGACAAUCCAAAAUGUAAAUAUGAAUGGUUUCAUUAUAAUUGUGUUGGAUUAACAAGAGCUCCAAGGGGUAAAUGGAAUUGUCCACCUUGUAAAAAAGCUAAAUUAAAGAUGAAAAAAUGA